Acanthaster planci (crown-of-thorns starfish) is the source of this 3386-nucleotide messenger RNA. RefSeq lists its product as uncharacterized. NCBI's taxonomy places the organism in Eukaryota, Metazoa, Echinodermata, Asteroidea, Valvatida, Acanthasteridae. The record is from RefSeq and is a predicted model, not a curated record.
CAAUCGUGCACUUGACUGUAUUAUGGAUUGAUGAAAAGGGCGAAAGCAUGGCAGGUACAGAUUCAGAGCUCCCCGCUUCACCAAGCAAGCCUUCGGUUCUUGUUCUCGGGGGCUGCGGUUUUAUAGGAAGAAACUUCGUCCAUCAUUUAGUAACAAACAAUCUUGCAUCCAAGAUCCGAGUUGCAGAUAAGACCCCACCGCAAACAGCAUGGCUGAAUAGUUCCCACAAGGAAUCCUUUGCAAAAGUUGACUUUGUCUCGGCUAACCUCAUCAACUCAGUGUCGGUGUCCAAGAUUUUUGAUGAUGGCGAAGAGUCAUUUGACAUCGUGGUGAACCUGGCCGCACAGACCAAGUACGGUUGCACAGAUGAGGUUUACAAUGAAGGUGUGCUCUCGUUGAGUCUCAACUGUGCUAAGGAGGCUGCUAAAAGACAAGCCAAGAAGUUUAUUGAGCUGUCUACUGGCCAGGUCUAUGCAGGAGAUAAGAAAGCAAGUUCAGAAGAUGCCAAGGUAUCUCCGUGGACGGGCAUAGCUAAAUACAAGUUUCUGGUUGAGGAAGAGUUGCCUCGUAUCGAAGGACUUAAGUACGUCGUGCUCAGACCAGCCACUGUUUAUGGAAUCGGCGAUCGCUCUGGACUCAUGCCCAGGUUGAUUGUUGCAGCUGUCUACCGACACCUUCAAGAGAAAAUGAAGUUGCUGUGGACACCAGAACUGAAGAUGAACACGGUUCACGUGAACGACGUGUGUUCAGCGAUUUGGCAUCUCGUACAGCACGGGGAGCAAGGCCACGUCUACAACAUUGUUGACAAAUCGGACACGACGCAAGGGUCUAUCACCGAGCUGGUGUGCAGAAUAUUUGACAUCAAGCACGACUACUUUGGCACUGUCAUCUCCAAUUUUGCACGGCUGAACAUGGCUGAGAUUGUGGACGAUUCCAACGACAAGCAUUUCACGCCGUGGACCGAGGCCUGUAAUCAAGAUGGCCUGCAGUACACACCGCUAAGUCCGUAUCUUCACCAGGAACUGUUGUACAACAAGCAUUUACACAUGGACGGGCAGAAGCUGGAGUCGACUGGCUUCCAGCUGACCAAGCCGACACUGACCGAGGAUUCUCUGAGGGAGAUGUUAACUGACUACGUCAGCACAGGCUUGUUUCCGAAAUCUCUCACUCCGUCUCCAAGGUAAUAUCCACAGUGACAAAUAUGUAGCAGCAGAAAAGUGAAAAUCAACAGUAAUUCCAAUGUGCUAUGGCCUCUCCACGUAAUCCAAGUAAAUGUAUUUUAAAAACUUGCAAUGUUGGCGGAUGCAUUUUUGUGUACAUAAUAAAUGUUCUUGCAAGAACAGUCUUCUUGUGGUGGAAAUUUUAGUCAGUUGACUUUGUAAAAGACAUUAUUUGUUAGUAUGCAGAUAUUCAAAGCUGCCAUUUUAGCUGUUCAUGAGAGUGAGACAGUAGCUUUUUUACUACACCUCAUAAAUAUUCACGACUAAUUGGAGUGUGUCAUUCGCCAAUUUAUCCGCUUGUCUGGGAAGUAGAAAGGAUAUUCUCCCAGGUGACAUAACCCUGGUGAGCAUCCCACUCGCUGCCGUGCGGUAGUGUUUUCUGGUAGCACCAAGAAGUCCCUCUGGCACCCGCCUUGUAGCCAUCUAAUCUUUGGCAUGUAAUCUUAACGGAACCAGUCUGUCGUAGUUCUUGCCAGACACGUGGGACUUGGCUGCUCAGAAACAAAUUGUAUGUUGACCUUGAAUUUUUUAUUGAGUCAAUUUGCUCAUGAAUGAAUUUUAUGUGGUGUAGUAAAACAGAAGGCAUGAUUUAUUUCUGGGAAGUCAUGAGAAUUACUGGUCCUUUGGUGUAGGUCAGCUAAACUACCUCCUUUCGCUUCACGUUGAGAGGUAGUCAAAGCUGACCUACACCUCAGGACCAGUAAUUCCCACUUGUCCCCCUGAAACCAUGCUAUAUUUGUAUAAUACUUGUUUGCGUGUAAGUGAAUUAACAUGCCAGCACUGCAUGAUAUCUGUAUUCUGACUGGAUAGUGCAUUGACAGAUCGAGGGCUUGUUGUCAUUGAGGUGCCAUCUUUCAAGGCCCCAAAGUUGACGAGGACUGACCGAGAGACUCGAGAACUUGAUACUCAGGCCAGCUUUGUACUUAUGCCAUGUGUAUAAAAGUAAGCAUGUCUUAUAUCUUUAACCCACGAAUACAUUAACACUUAAGGCCACUCACAAAAUUUGAAACUUAUAAUUAUGCUUGGCAUUCUGUGCUUCACCGGAUUGUACUGGUGCUAGCUAGCAGCCAUUUGUGGAGGCUAAAAGAUAGAGUCACGGGGCCCUCAUUUACUUGUGCACAGCAGCAGGGCAUGUACUAUCCAGCCAGUGUAUAGAGAUCGGUGAAUAUAACAAAACAUUAAGAAAAACUGUUUUAGUAAGUCGUUUAAGCUUACAGAACGAGAGUGAUUUGAGCCAAGGCCCAUCAGCAGGUAGUGGUAAGUUCUUGAUUUGCACCUUGCGUCUGUGGGCCCCGCUGAUGUACACUUGACACACGUGGCUGGUGAUGGCCAAUGAUGCAACCAAGCUUUGCAUGUUGGUUCCAAAUUUGGUCAAGAGCCAGAAUAUAAAAUUUUUAAGUGGACUAGUCCAACGACGAACAAAAGCCAGUGUCCGGUCAUAAUUAAUUGAAUGUUUUAUGUCAGCAUAGGGCAUCCUUGCUUUUUAAAGUGCCCAGCACCUAAUAUCGGUCAGUAAUUACGCAAGUUAUUAAAAAUCCUUUAAUGUUUUAUUCCUUGCUCUUGCCAAUAUGUGGACCUUUGUGUGCAAGAAAGACGCAGGUAAAUAUAUGCUGAUGUUGAUAUAUUGAAAGUAAAUUUGCGAGUGCUUACGUUAUCUUGUCAAUAACAUGAAUAUUGCCUGGGUAUCUUCUUGUUCAAGCUGAAGGCAAAAAUGUUUGAAUUCACUGAUGACUUCUUUCCUCAAAGGAUUGUGAAUCUUAAGUCAAUUGAAGUGUUGGAUAUUGCGUCAACAUUCCAAGAGUGGCCUCUAGAUUUCUUGAGAUUUAAUGUUGCUGGGAGAAACAGGGUAGAAUAAUAUCAAUUUUUUUGUUGUUGGUGGUUAGGAAAAAGUUUUUGCAGGCAUAGUAUUUGGGGUAUUUUCUAUAAGUGCACAGGAUCAAAGUUUUAUACUUCCAGUUCAAAACUGUUUGGGAAAAAAGUUGAAGAAUGAAUUCAUCUGACCUUCUGAAGUUUCCAUUCUUCCACUGGGUCAAAUUCACUAGAAAUGUGCAAGGGUUUUGUAUAUGUUGUUAUGUUUCAUGGAAACAUUACAUGUAGUGUGUGCUUCACUUAUAGUUGUGUAAGAAAGAAAUUCUGAUCAUAUGGGGCAAAAAGUAAAAGAAGCAU